UUUUAACUACGGUAUUGAUUAUCUUUGCACGUGUUGUGCUUUAAUUACGUUAAACACGCGUUAUUUAAACAACUCUUUCUAAUUAAUUAUAAAAUCGUGUCUCUCGCUGCACUUACACUAACAAAAUGCCUAAAUCAAAAAGGGAUAAGAAAGUUUCCCUAACGAAAACGAACAAAAAGGGCCUAGUGCUCAAACAGAAAAUCGUCGAGGACGUUCGAAAUUGCGUCGAGACCUUUAGCAGCAUCUACGUGUUCACCUACAAAAACAUGCGAACGGACAAAAUGCAAAACUUGAGGCAGGAGUGGAAGCCGAGCCGUUUCUUCUUCGGUAAAAACAAAAUCAUCGCCAUCGGCCUUGGGCGAACGCCCGAGGAGGAGGCGGACGAAGACCUGCACAAGCUUUCGAAGUGCUUAAAAGGCCAAUGCGGCCUGCUCUUCACAAACUCCCCGAAGGACGAGGUGAUGGAGUGGUUCGGCCGAUACGAAGUCGAGGACUACGCGAGGACCGGUUUUAAAACGACGACGAAAGUGAAACUGGAGGAGGGGCCGAUGAAACAAUUCGCGCACUCCCUGGAGCCGUACCUGCGACAGUUAGGCUUACCGACGAAACUGGAGAAGGGGGUUGUUACGUUAAUUAAGGAUUAUGAGGUGUGCAAGGAGGGCAGCGUGUUGACGCCCGAGCAGGCGAAAAUAUUGGAACUGCUCGAUUAUCGGCUGGCUAAGUUUAAGUUCGCGUUGAAGGGCUGCUGGAUUAAAGGGGAAGGAUUUGAGGUGAUCAGUAGGGCGGAGGAAGAUCAAGAGGAUGCUGAGAUUAACGAGGAGGGUGACGAUGUCGAGAUGGAUGAUGAACAUGAUUAAUUUUGUACCGUUUUUUAAAUUAUAAAUUGUUGAAUGUCUUUUUUA
Messenger RNA from Photinus pyralis (common eastern firefly), 902 nucleotides. It is a transcript of the gene RpLP0-like, whose product is annotated as mRNA turnover protein 4 homolog. Gene Ontology annotation, molecular function: RNA binding. Gene Ontology annotation, biological process: ribosomal large subunit assembly; rRNA processing; nuclear-transcribed mRNA catabolic process. The coding region runs from base 126 to 857 and encodes 243 amino acids. Gene Ontology annotation, cellular component: preribosome, large subunit precursor; nucleolus. The record is from RefSeq and is a predicted model, not a curated record. Lineage: Eukaryota; Metazoa; Arthropoda; Insecta; Coleoptera; Lampyridae. The transcript is spliced from 4 exons.